CAUCGGGACUGUGAAGCAUCGGUCCUCUCUCAUCGCUGGCCGAAGUAAUAAGCCGGUGACACCUGAAUUUGGCGGGUAGCAAUACGCAGGGGGGCCUUCUUGCAGGCCGACCUGGAUCCGACCGAACCGGCUUUCACUUUCCUCUUUCCCUGAUCAGUAUUAUUCAAUACAGAGGGCAACGGAUGGAUGUCUGGGGAAGCUGUCGAACAAAGCUGUCAAGAAGACGUCAAAGUUCUCUGGAGAACCAGACUCAGAGGGAAGAAGAACUACUGUGACAAAACAGAGGAAAACACAGGGAGAGGGGGAGAGAGGGAGAGAGAGAGAUCAGCAUUGAAGUAAACUUCUCCCGCACAGUGAUCCCCAAGUCCCCGACAAAGAGGGGCAAAGGUAAAGAAAGGAUUUCUUUUUUCAAAACCCAAGAAAAGAAAAUGGAUGAGUAGAGAGAGAGAGAGAGAGAGAGAGAGAGAGAGAAACAUGAGAAGGGCAGGGAAAAGUGGGGAAGAGGCAGCAGAAAAGGAGGAAAAUUUGGGAGAAAAGUUAAGGAGGGGCGUAAUUCUAAGCAAAAGAUGUGGUGGCCCCAGCACUCCUGUGAGACUCGAGUUCUUUGCGCGUGGAGCUAUCAUUGCCUCCUCGUCUGGCUCCAACCCUUCUUCCUCUUCCUCUUGUCAUCGUAUUUCUGCAAGAAAGCUCGCAGCUGCUCUCUGGGAGUUCACUCACUACCUGGCCUCUUCCGGAAUGCACCCCCACAAUGGCAAUCUUGGUCAUAUUCCCCUUGGGCUGCGCCGCCUCCGCAAGGACAAGGAUGGCGGCGGUGGGUUUGAGCUCUCUCACUUUUUGGCCGAUCCUUCUCCGAGUUCUCCUGAACAGCCAGAGAGUACAAGCAGUUUAAGGAGGCACGUCGCGGCAUCUCUGAUGCAACAUCAUCGAUCAAUUGAAAGAAAUAAUCGCGCCAUACAGCCUGUUUCCCCAGCAAGUUAUGGUAGUUCGAUGGAGGUAACUCCAUAUAACCCAGCAGUCACUCCUUCUAGUUCUUUAGACUUUAAAAGAAGAGUUAAUGAGCCACAUUACAGCCUCAAAACAUCAACAGAACUUCUAAAAGUACUAAACCGUAUUUGGAGCUUGGAAGAGCAGCAUGCAUCCAAUAUAUCACUGAUAAAAGCAUUGAAGAUGGAGCUUGAUCAUGCCCGUGUCCGGAUUAAAGAGUUGCUUCGGGACCAACAAGCUGAUCGGCAUGAGAUAGAUGCUUUGAUGAAGCAAAUUUCGGAAGAUAAAAUAGUUCGGAAGGGGAAGGAACAAGAUCGAAUUCAUGCUGCUGUUCAGUCAGCAAGAGAUGAGCUAGAAGAUGAGAGGAAGUUAAGAAAGCGUUCAGAGAGCCUACACCGUAAGUUAGCUCGAGAACUUUCUGAUGCAAAAUCUUCUCUUUCUCAUGCCUUGAAAGAGCUGGAACAGGAGAGAAAAUCAAGGAAACUAUUGGAAGAUCUCUGUGAUGAGUUUGCUGUUGGUAUAAGAGGCUAUGAACAUGAGGUUCAUUCAUUGAAACAAAGGUAUGAUGAGGAUUGGGCUGGAGGAUCUGAACGUGACCGUUUGAUUCUCCAUAUAUCUGAAUCAUGGCUUGAUGAGCGGAUGCAGAUGAAGUUAGAAGGAGCCCAAAGUGGUUCUGCAGAAAAGAGCUCCGUUGUGGACAAAUUGAGCUUCGAAAUUGAGACAUUCCUUCAAGCUAAAAGGAAGGAUGCCCUUAAGAGUGUCGACAACACAUUGCCAAGGGAACGGCGAAAUUCACUUGAAUCUGUUCCUCUGAAUGAGGUUGUAAGCGCGCCUCAAGAUCUGGGUGAUGAAGACGAUUCUGAUGGAAGUGAUUCUAAUUGUUUUGAGCUUAAUCGACAAACCCACGGUGAGUUUAAGGCAUAUGAGGAAGAAGCCUUGGAUAAUAAUACUGAUGACAAAGUCGAAACAGAGCUAACCAAGAAAAAGCGCACACCUCGUGGGAGGAGGAAAGCUCAGAAUCCAUCCAGUUUUCAGGCUAAGUCUGAAAAAGCCGGCACCACAAGGGAUAAAAGGGGUGAUGGAAGCCCAGUUGAGGUUACCAGUACCCACAAAUUGGACAACCGUGAAGCAACGGAUGAGUUUAGUCAUGAAAGAAAGAACAAAUCUGAAGUCCGCAGUUUAACUGCAAAUUCCAUGCUGGAUGACUUCAUAAAGAGUCAAUUAAAGUUGUCAAGUGGAGGUUCUGUCCAUCCCGAUGUUGACUUUGGGGAGGCUUCAUGCAGUAACUCUGCGUGGAGGACUCAGGCAAGUCCAGUACGACCAUGGAUGGUGAAACAGUCAUCCAUUGAUCCAGAUGUAUCAGAGUCAUCUUCAAAAUUACCGCCUGUCAUAAAGGAGAAUACUUUGAAAGCAAAGCUUAUGGAAGCGAGGUCAAAGGGGCAACGCUCACGGUUAAGAGCUUCCAGAGGUUUCUCAAUGGUGUAAAGCAUUGAGUUGUAUGAGGAGGAACUGGCAAAUGGAGGCUGCGGCUGUCAGUCCAUUUCCCAAAUUCCUAGCCCGUGUAUAUCAUUCCCAAUACUCUCGAGUCUCAACUGUGAUUAUGGUUCUCCACUUCUUCUUUUCUGAUGGUGCGUUCUGUUUCUUGUUCAAGAGUAUGAAUACCCUUGUAAUACCGAUAUAGAGCAGUACAGAAUUGAGUAUUUCACAAAUGAAAUCUGGAAAAAUUAGGAGUCUGUAUUGGUCA
Rhodamnia argentea is the source of this 2728-nucleotide messenger RNA. RefSeq lists its product as uncharacterized. The record is from RefSeq and is a predicted model, not a curated record. Bases 433 to 2469 code for a protein of 678 amino acids. The transcript is spliced from 3 exons. Lineage: Eukaryota; Viridiplantae; Streptophyta; Magnoliopsida; Myrtales; Myrtaceae.